Molecule: messenger RNA, 543 nt
Organism: Racocetra fulgida
Lineage: Eukaryota; Fungi; Glomeromycota; Glomeromycetes; Diversisporales; Gigasporaceae
Source: the annotation of a GenBank genome assembly
AAAUUUUAACUAAACCUAACACUAUUGAAGUUGAUGAUGACGAUAAUAAUGACUAUAUUGAAGAAUCUGACGAAGAAAUCACUGACUGCACUGAAGAUGGCCGACCAAUGAAACGAAACAAAAAAAAGUCUAAAAAAUUCUUUCCAAAAUCAGUUGCACGAACUGAAAAGGCAUCGGAGCUUACUUUCUCACAUCCUUACAAAGAAAUUCUCAAAAUUCUUCAAAUCAAUUAUACUUCCUUUGAAAUAAGUGAAGAUGAAGCUGAAACAUCAGCCAAAAAGCGUGGAAGAAAAAAAUUAUAUGUUCCAGAAAUGGCUUUUAGAUCAGAAGAAGCUAUCCGUAUUAUUGAACAAAUCGAUCAAGCUAUAAGAGUUGAUGAAUCAGUUCAACCUGAUGAACGUAUUCGUAUUACUCAAGAGGAUGAACAUUAUACUAGCCUAGUUGCUGAAAUACCUGAAUCCAAAAUAAAUAAAUUACCUUCUUGGGCUGUCUGUAAAGGUGCAAUUUGUACAUCCAGCAGUGAUAAUAGUUCUAGUAGUUCUG